AUGCCGCUGUCUAUUUACAAAAAGUUAGGUAUUGGUGAAGCUAGACCAACUAUAGUCACUCUUCAACUAACAGAUCAAUCUUUCACUCAUCUAGAAGGAAAAAUCGAAGAUAUCCUAAUUCAAGUGGACAAGUUCAUCUUUCCAGCUAACUUUAUCAUUUUGGAUUAUGAAGCGGAUCAUGAUGUGCCAAUUAUCUUGGGGAGACCAUUUUUGAAAACUGGAAGAACAUUGGUAGAUGUCCACAAGGGAACAAUAAUGUUGAGAAUGAAUGAUCAACAAAUAGAAUUUCAUAUGAAUGACAACAUGAAAUAUCCAGCAGUAGUUGAGGAAUGCUCAACAAUUUAUAAAUUGACAGAGAAUCCAGCAACUAAUAGUUGGAAACAGCAACAAGAAGGGGACAGCAGCUGGAAUAAUUGCACUACACAAGCAGAAGUGGAGAAAACGGUAAGAAUUUUUGGAUCACUGGAAUUAGAAGGAAGAAUGAAUUCAUCAAUGAAGUUAUCUAUUGAUGACACACCCUUGAACUACAUCUUAGAAGAACUAUUUGAUAUAUGGGAGAUAGACUUCAUGAAAUUAUUCCCACCCACUUCAAGAUGGAGAGUUCCAAAGGGGCAUCACUUCUUUGACAAUGGAUAA
Molecule: messenger RNA, 636 nt
Organism: Cucurbita pepo subsp. pepo (vegetable marrow)
Lineage: Eukaryota; Viridiplantae; Streptophyta; Magnoliopsida; Cucurbitales; Cucurbitaceae
Source: RefSeq, a predicted model, not a curated record